AUGCCGUUCAGCAACACCCACAACAAGUACAAGCAGAAGUUCUCGGCCGAGGAGGAGUUCCCGGACCUGUCCAAGCACAACAACCACAUGGCCAAGGUGCUGACGCCCGCCCUGUACGCCAAGCUGCGCGACAAGGAGACGCCCAGCGGCUUCACCCUCGACGACGUCAUCCAGACCGGCGUGGACAACCCCGGUCACCCGUUCAUCAUGACCGUGGGCUGCGUGGCCGGGGACGAGGAGUCCUACGAGGUCUUCAAGGAGCUCUUUGACCCCGUGAUCCAGGACAGGCACGGCGGCUACAAACCCACGGACAAGCACCGCACCGACCUCAACCACGAGAACCUCAAGGGCGGGGAGGACCUGGACCCCAAGUACGUGCUGAGCAGCCGCGUGCGCACCGGCCGCAGCAUCAAGGGCUACUCGCUGCCCCCCCACUGCAGCCGCGGCGAGCGCCGCGCCAUCGAGAAGCUGUCAGUCACAGCCCUGAACAGCCUGGAGGGGGAGUUCAAGGGCAAGUACUACCCGCUGAAGGCCAUGACGGAGCAGGAGCAGCAGCAGCUCAUCGACGACCACUUCCUGUUCGACAAGCCCGUGUCGCCCCUGCUGCUGGCCUCGGGCAUGGCCCGCGACUGGCCCGACGCCCGCGGCAUCUGGCACAACGACAACAAGACGUUCCUGGUGUGGGUGAACGAGGAGGAUCACCUGCGCGUCAUCUCCAUGGAGAAGGGCGGGAACAUGAAGGAGGUGUUCCGGCGCUUCUGCGUGGGGCUCAAGAAGAUCGAGGAGAUCUUCAAGAAGGCCGGGCACCCGUUCAUGUGGACGGAGCACCUGGGCUACAUCCUCACCUGCCCGUCCAACCUGGGCACGGGGCUGCGCGGCGGCGUCCACGUGCGCCUGCAGCACCUGAGCCAGCACCCCAAGUUCGAGGAGAUCCUCAAGCGCCUGCGCCUGCAGAAGCGCGGCACAGGCGGGGUGGACACGGCCGCGGUGGGCGCCGUGUUCGACAUCUCCAACGCCGACCGCCUGGGCUUCUCGGAGGUGGAGCAGGUGCAGAUGGUGGUGGACGGCGUCAAGCUCAUGGUGGAGAUGGAGAAGAAGCUGGAGCAGAAGCAGCCCAUCGACGACAUGAUCCCGGCGCAGAAAUAGGGGAGGGGGCGC
This is a messenger RNA of Zonotrichia leucophrys gambelii, 1158 nucleotides long. RefSeq names its product creatine kinase M-type. Gene Ontology annotation, biological process: phosphocreatine biosynthetic process. Bases 1 to 1146 code for a protein of 381 amino acids. The transcript has 7 exons. Gene Ontology annotation, molecular function: creatine kinase activity. The record is from RefSeq and is a predicted model, not a curated record. NCBI's taxonomy places the organism in Eukaryota, Metazoa, Chordata, Aves, Passeriformes, Passerellidae.